Molecule: messenger RNA, 2052 nt
Organism: Brachypodium distachyon (stiff brome)
Lineage: Eukaryota; Viridiplantae; Streptophyta; Magnoliopsida; Poales; Poaceae
Product: protein cereblon
Exons: 10
Coding region: 131-1762 (543 amino acids)
Biological process (GO): protein ubiquitination
Cellular component (GO): Cul4A-RING E3 ubiquitin ligase complex
Source: RefSeq, a predicted model, not a curated record
GAAACUAGAGCGUCAGAGGCCCAGGCAAAAUAGAAAAAUCGGAGAGGAACACUGGAGAAAGCUAGGCCAAAUCUCGCUUUGCGAUUUCGGCGUGGUCUCCGUCCUUGGCCUCGGCGUCGCGGGUGGCGAGAUGGCGAGAGACUGGGAGGGGAUCCCGGCGAGGGAGCGGCGGCAGAUGGAGGAGAUCCGGCAGCUCGACGGUGUGGAGCUCAACUUCGUGGUGCUCGACAGUGACGACGACGAGGAGGACGAAGAGGAAGAGGAGGAGGAGGACGAGGAGGAGGAGGAGGAGGACCGCCUUCGCUCCAUCGGCUCUUUCAGGAGGUUGGAUAACGCGGUGGCUGGCAGAGACGGAAGUCCAACCUCAUUGCACUCUUAUCUCGGUGCGGUUGAUGAUACACCGGGUAGAAAAAUGGUUCUAUUAGAUGCUGGUGCAGUCCUCAGCUUGCCAAUGCUCUUUCUUCAUGAUGUCGUCCUAUUUCCUGAAGCUACCCUGCCUCUGAGACUAAUUCAUGCUAGUCUUGUGGUAGCUGUUGAGAAAGCUUUGAGACAUGUCGAUGCUCCAAACACAAUUGGUGUGGUUCUCAUGCAUAGACGGCUAAAUCAUCAAUAUGUUAACGCCUCAGUUGGAACAACAGCAGAGAUACGGCAACUUGGACGAUUGGAUGAUGGUUCAGUAAAUGUUCUAACCCGUGGUCAGCAACGAUUUCGUCUGAUCCGUCACUGGGAGGAUGUUGAUGGGGUGGUGUGGGGUGACAUCCAAAUCAUUGAAGAAGAUACUCCUCUCAGAACUCCAAGAGAUGCUUUUGCUCAACUAGCUGCAUGUAGCAGCUUCCGGCCGCAUACUUCUUCACCGGUUAUGAGUUCAGAUGUCUCCCAAAUCAAGCAACAGAAUCAUAUGGAUUCAAAACUAGAUUGCGAUUCCCCGUCUCACACAAGUACUGUAAGUGAUCAUUCAACAAUGGCUGCAAAGAUGUGCCACUCACGUUCACAAUCCAGCAAUUCAAUGAAGUUAUGUGUUUCUGGUCAGUCAGUAAUGAAAACCUUUGUUGAUGACGAUGACGAUGAUAUUGCUGCUAGUUGGUGCUCGUCAAGUGCAAGAGCAACACGUAAAAAGCAACAGCAUCAGUGCACACCUGCUAGUUACUCAAAGCAGCCAGUUCAGGCAUCACUGUCAUUUUGGCCUCGAUGGGUUUAUGAAAUGUACGACUCAUACACACUUGCUCGUAGAGCUGCGGAAUUGUGGAAACGCACAAUAAAAAACUCAAACAUGGAUGAUCAUGUGGGGAAACCAGAUCUUUUGUCAUUUUACAUUGGAAGCAAACUUCCUGUAUCAGAAUCUGGAAGACAAAAAUUGCUGGAGAUUGAUGGAAUUGUGUAUCGCCUGCAAAGGGAGAUCCAGCUUCUAAAGAUCUUCGAUAUUAUAAAAUGCUGUCGUUGCAAGUCCAAACUAGCAAAACGGAGCGAUCUGGUGGAGAUGUCUUGCGAUGGGCCUGUUGGUACUCAUGUCAACCCUCAUGGUUUUGUGCAUAGUAUUAUAACAGUGAACAAUGCAACUGGGCUUGCUCUAGUGGGGACUUCUUCAAAAGAAUACAGCUGGUUUCCAGGAUACUCUUGGACGAUCGGGGAAUGUGCCAACUGUGGCAACAACAUAGGCUGGUUCUUCAAAACCACCAAGAAGCAUCUGUGCCCAACAUACUUUUGGGGGAUCCGUACCGCCCAAAUUGCAGAUGUUGUAGAAGAAGAUGAUCUGGAAGAAUGAUGCUCUCCAUGUAAAGCAAACUCUGUAUGACUUGUGAUGUCUUCCUUUUUUGGCUCACUCCAUGGUAAAGAGCUUGUCUAGGUAUAGUUUCUUCAUUUUUAGCCAUAGGCACCGGCAACUGGGGACAUAGUACCUGCCGUUUCACCUUCCGAAUGGUCGUGAUGAACUUGUAAAACUAGUCACCACCUUGGGUGUGUUGUACUGUGUUGUACCCCGGGCUUUGUUACAGACGUUUUCCGAAAUGAAUGUGGUACAUACCCUGGGUCGUGUGACCAUUUUCAGAGUACUCA